Molecule: messenger RNA, 404 nt
Organism: Perognathus longimembris pacificus (Pacific pocket mouse)
Lineage: Eukaryota; Metazoa; Chordata; Mammalia; Rodentia; Heteromyidae
Product: cytochrome c, somatic-like
Exons: 1
Coding region: 30-347 (105 amino acids)
Biological process (GO): mitochondrial electron transport, ubiquinol to cytochrome c; mitochondrial electron transport, cytochrome c to oxygen
Cellular component (GO): mitochondrial intermembrane space
Molecular function (GO): electron transfer activity; heme binding
Source: RefSeq, a predicted model, not a curated record
UGUAGUAGCGAUGGAGGAGCGAAUUUAAAAUGGGUGAUGUUGAGAAAGGCAAGAAGAUUCUUGUUCAGAAGUGUGCCCAGUGCCACACCGUUGAAAAGGGAGGCAAGCACAAGACUGGGCCUAAUCUCCAUGGUCUGUUUGGUCGGAAGACAGGUCAAGCAGCUGGAUUCACUUACACAGAUGUCAAUAAGAACAAAGGAAUCACCUGGGGAGAGGAUACACUGAUGGAGUACUUGGAGAAUCCCAAAAAGUACAUCCCAGGAACAAAAAUGAUCUUCGCUGGCAUUAAGAAGAAGGGAGAAAGGGCAGACUUGAUAGCUUACCUCAAAAAAGCUACAAAUGAGUAAUAGCCACUGCCUUAUUUAUUUAUUGCAAAACAAAUGUCCCAUGGCUUUUUAAUGUGU